UCAAGGGUAACCACUGCAUCCCCACAAGUGUGGUGAAAGAUGGUUGAGUGUGAGGGGAACAGGGAGUGCGGGGUGUGCUACCAGACUUACAACCGCUGGGAGCGAAUCCCGCGCGUGCUGCACUGCAACCAUGCCUUGUGCACUCUGUGCCUGAAAAGGUUGUGCCAGUCCGUGAGCUCCCUGCUGGCCAUACGCUGCCCGUUCUGCCGCUGGACCACUUUCAUAGGGCCCAACCUCACCCUGCAGGAGGGGCUGUGGGUCCACUCCGAGCUGUGGGAUCAAAUCUCUGAAUACGAGGAGGGGUGCGAGAAAGAAGAAGAGGAGGAAGAGGAGGCGGAGGAGGAGAGGGGGGAGGAGCAGGCCAAAGAGACGCAACUCACUCAACAGCCUAAACGGUGA
Conger conger (European conger) is the source of this 399-nucleotide messenger RNA. RefSeq names its product E3 ubiquitin-protein ligase RNF186-like. The transcript has 2 exons. Lineage: Eukaryota; Metazoa; Chordata; Actinopteri; Anguilliformes; Congridae. Gene Ontology annotation, biological process: protein ubiquitination. Gene Ontology annotation, molecular function: ubiquitin protein ligase activity. The record is from RefSeq and is a predicted model, not a curated record. Bases 40 to 399 code for a protein of 119 amino acids.